AUGAACGACAAUACCGGGUCGGCGUCGCUGUCGGCCCCGCUUGAGGUGCAGAAGCUCCGGAUCCAAUCGGCCGAUCUCGAGCCGCGCCGAGAUUCGGGCUACUUCACACAGUCACAGACUCCGGACCGAACCUCAAAGCAGUCGAGCCGCAGCUCGUCCAACUCCGUCGACAGGAUCCCUACCCAGACGCUGGUGUUGCGAUCAGGAGUCAAGGCUGGCGAUGACCUAUCCGAAUUUGACAUUCACGUGGAUGAAGCCACAAUUGAUCGGUUCAAAGUCAUACAGUUGCGGAUUGAAACACCGUUGUUGAAGUAUGUACAGAAGACCAAGGGAAAGUACCGCGCCAUGGCCAUACGGCUGAUGGUCCUUGGAAAGACAGCUGCCCAAGCGAAACCGCAUAUUGUGGUGCUGGCAGCUGAGGACCAGUGCAAGCGUGUGCGGAAGUUCUUUGAUAAGUCGUCGGUUCAAGACUUGGUUCGACCGUCCGAUAAAAGCUUGCCAUCAUUUGAGGUGCUUAUCUACGGGCGGCCUCCAGACCCCAAGAAAGCCGAGGAUGAUAUCGAUGUGUUGGCACCCCUCAUUAACGGCGACGUUGGCUUCACCGCUGACACCUUCUGCGGCGCUCCUAUUGUCAUCCGUCACCCGUCUGGAACAGAGAAGAGAGCCACACUGGGAGGAAUUAUCAAGGCUGUCAAUCAGCACGGGGAUUUCAGACUCUACGGCCUGACUGCGGGUCAUGUUGUCGGCAACUCAGACGAUUAUAUGUCAAUCGCUUCAGCCAGUGACAGUGUGCCCUCGACAAGUGACGAACUAUUCCUAUCAGACUCGGAAACAGAUUCUGACUGUGAAUCUGACUUGGAAAAUCCCUCCGAGAAGGACCGCACAUCUGCCAGCGAAGUUGAGGAGCGCGCCUCAGAAGCUGGAAAUUUGGAGAGUUCCGAGACAGUGUUGAUGUUCCAGGACGGCUCGACAGCUUGGUCAUCUCUCGAGCUCGGUGUCAUGGGAAGGAUCUCCAAAAAGAGCCCCCAAGUGGCUGAUCAGUCUGAUCGAGCAACAACCGAUGUCUCUGCUUAUUUUGACUGGGCUCUCAUUGAAAUGUCGAAGUACAAGCCAAAUCGACUGCGCCCUCGCACGCACAACGCUGAUGAUGCGGCGGACCCUGUAGCCACCACAUCGGGUGACUUGCUGAUGCCACCUCCAUCUUCUGAUUACAAUGGUGUGAGAAAGUCGGUAGUCGUCAUCACUGGAUCUGAGGGACCGAAAAGGGGGACUAUCUCGCCGCUUCCAUCGAGAAUCCUUAUGGGUCCCGGCAAGGUGUUUGUGGAUACAUUGGUAGUGAAUCUUGGUUUGGGAAAAGAAAUUGUCGACGGUGAUUCGGGAUCCUGGGUUGUGAACGAGAGAACCCUCGAAGUCUAUGGACACGUCAUUGCUUCCGACGCUUUUGGGGGCGGAUACAUCAUGCCGAUGCAAGAUACUCUUCGCGACAUCUCAAAAACCCUGCAGGCCAGGACGGUUACAGUGGCCUCUCUAAUUGACAUGGCCAGCGUUGCGAUGGAGAAGAUGGACUUAGCCAUCCCCGACCUUGAAGCGGAACUUACAACAGAACUAACUAAGACCCCUGCAUCAAAUGGAUGCUCGAUAACUACCGAUUUAGUCAACGGGGGAGCGAGCGAACUUAAUCCGCACAAGCGUAAAGAAAGUGAAAGAAGUAUCCAUUGGAGACGGAAUUCACAGCCACCUCAUGUAGAUUUGGAGCUCGAAGGAAGACGCCGUGCAAGGGAGCGAGUGAUAGAUGAUUUGAUCGGUUCAAGGACUCGAGCGAGACGAGAUUCUCGAGUCGUGGAUACUCGAUAUGGAUCGAGGCUUCUAGAAACUGACGAGAAAACUGGACGGGACAGGGACCUCGAACCAAGGUACCGUCCCAGAAGGUACGAACGAGAAAAGUCUGUCGACUUCGAUCGCCGACCCCAACAAGAUUUUUACAUCAGACCAAACAUCUUGCACAGAGGAGAUCUACGGGACGAGUACGAGUCCCCGGACAGAGCUCGUUUGUAUCGUCGCUUCCACGAAUCCGACGACAUUCAGCGUGGGCGUCUCAGCGACUUGGAAGCUCCUAGAGCUCGUAUUCCCCACCCGAACGACCGAAGUUCGAGUCUCGAUCGAAAUGAGCGUUCUGAAAGGGAUCGGAAUCGAGGCUUUGGCAUAGCCCUGGACGACCAUUACAACAGAAUACGGCCAGCCAGAUACCACCAUGACGAUGAAUACACUUAUCCGCAAGUUUCCAUAGCACUUCCGCACGGCAGAGAUGACUCCAGAGUCUCCCAAUCAUCCACCAGGCCAUACCAUUACACGCGCCGCCGAGACCGCUCUCCACGCCCGUCCGGCUUCACAGACUCGGGUUACAGCACGGCACGCAACUCUAAUGAUACAAUGUUUAUCCAUAUCUCAGGCGAGAGAGGAUAUGACUCCGGUUACAGCACGGGACGCUCCUCCGGUAGUCGCUCGGCGCGCCACUCGACCACUAACUCACAGGAAAACACACCGUUGCCACAGCACAUGGUUACUGUCCAUACCUCACACGGCUACGCGGAGGGACCAAAGGAUAGAAGUAGGCGUGUUGCGAGUGAGGAAAAGCUGGUCGAUCAAAGAAGAAAAGAGAUCACUGCCUUGAGAGAAGGAGUAGACAGUAUAGGACGAAAAGAUUCUGGCGACGCGUUGCAGAAAGAGAUUGACGCAUUGAAACAUCGAAUCGAUAUGAUGGCGGCUGAGUUGAAGGCUAGCACAGACGCAGUGGCUGAAGCUCUGCCUUCUAUUCGCGGUGAAUUGCAAAGGGGAAAGACGGUCAAGGCACAUAAUGAGGAGUCACAGAACCUAGAUGGCAAGGACGAGAGCACAACAUUGUGGUGA
Neoarthrinium moseri is the source of this 2907-nucleotide messenger RNA. RefSeq lists its product as uncharacterized. The record is from RefSeq and is a predicted model, not a curated record. The coding region runs from base 1 to 2907 and encodes 968 amino acids. The transcript is spliced from 2 exons. NCBI's taxonomy places the organism in Eukaryota, Fungi, Ascomycota, Sordariomycetes, Amphisphaeriales, Apiosporaceae.